Molecule: messenger RNA, 3307 nt
Organism: Cavia porcellus (domestic guinea pig)
Lineage: Eukaryota; Metazoa; Chordata; Mammalia; Rodentia; Caviidae
Gene: Tbc1d15
Product: TBC1 domain family member 15
Exons: 18
Coding region: 127-2199 (690 amino acids)
Biological process (GO): activation of GTPase activity
Molecular function (GO): GTPase activator activity
Source: RefSeq, a predicted model, not a curated record
AUUCACCGCGCGAUUCCCGCCACUCCCCGCCUCUUUCCCGCCCGGAUGUCGUUUAAGCCUUGCCGGAUGUUGUUGUGACUCUGAGAGACACGUGAGGUACCGCUACGUCAUCGCCAGGCAGGAAACAUGGCGGCGGCGGGUGUUGCGAGCGGGAAGAUUGUAUAUGAACAGGAAGGGGUGUAUAUUCAUUCAUCUUGUGCAAAGACCAAUGACCAAGACAGCUUAAUUUCAGGAAUAUUACGUGUUUUAGAAAAGGAUGCUGAAGUAAUAGUGGACUGGAGACCAUUGGAUGAUGCACUGGAUUCUUCUAGUAUUCGCUAUGCUGGAAAGGACUCCAGUUCGGUUGUGGAAUGGACCCAGGCCCCAAGAGAAAGAGCUAAUCGAGGUGUGGAACAUCUGAACAGUUAUGAAGCUGAAUGGGAUAUGGUUAACACAGUGUCUUUUAAAAAGAAACCACAUACCAAUGGAGAUGCUCCAAGUCAUAGAAAUGAGAAAAGCAAAUGGUCAUUCCUGUUCAGUUUGACAGACCUGAAAUCAAUCAAGCAAAACAAAGAGGGUAUGGGCUGGUCCUAUUUGGUAUUCUGUCUAAAGGAUGACGUCGUUCUCCCUGCUCUGCACUUUCACCAAGGAGAUAGCAAACUACUGAUUGACUGUCUUGAAAAAUAUGUGGUAUUGUGUGAAUCUCCACAAGAUAAAAGAAUACUUCUUGUGAAUUGUCAAAAUAAGAGUCUUUCACAGUCUUUUGAAAAUCUUCUUGAUGAACCAGCAUAUGGUUUAAUACAAGCAAGACUGCUAGACAGAAGAAAGCUGUUGUGGGCCAUUCACCACUGGAAAAAAAUUAAAAAGGAUCCUUACACAGCAACUAUGGUAGGAUUUUCCAAAGUAACAAACUACAUUUUUGACAGUUUAAGAGGCAGUGAUCCUUCUACACAUCAACGACCACCUUCAGAAAUGGCAGAUUUUCUUAGUGAUGCCAUUCCAGGUCUAAAGAUAAAUCAACAAGAAGAACCAGGAUUUGAAGUCAUCACAAGAAUUGAUUUGGGAGAACGACCUGUUGUUCAAAGGAGAGAGCCAGUAUCACUGGAAGAAUGGACUAAGAACAUUGAUUCUGAAGGAAGAAUUUUAAAUGUAGAUAAUAUGAAGCAGAUGAUAUUUAGAGGGGGUCUUAGUCAUUCAUUGAGAAAACACGCAUGGAAAUUUCUGCUGGGUUACUUUCCUUGGGACAGUACUAAGGAGGAAAGAACUCAAUUACAAAAGCAAAAAACUGAUGAGUACUUCAGAAUGAAAUUGCAGUGGAAAUCUGUCAGUGAGGAACAAGAGAAGAGAAAUUCGAGAUUAAGAGAUUAUAGAAGUCUUAUUGAAAAAGAUGUUAACCGAACAGAUCGAACAAACAAAUUUUAUGAAGGCCAAGAUAAUCCAGGGCUGAUUUUGCUUCAUGACAUUUUGAUGACCUAUUGUAUGUAUGAUUUUGAUUUAGGAUAUGUGCAAGGAAUGAGUGACUUACUUUCCCCUCUUUUGUAUGUGAUGGAAAAUGAAGUGGAUGCCUUUUGGUGCUUUGCCUCUUACAUGGACCAAAUGCAUCAAAAUUUUGAAGAACAAAUGCAAGGCAUGAAGACCCAGUUAAUUCAGCUGAGUACCUUACUUCGAUUACUGGACAGUGGAUUUUGCAGUUACUUAGAAUCGCAGGACUCAGGAUACCUAUAUUUUUGCUUUAGAUGGCUUUUAAUCAGAUUUAAAAGGGAAUUUAGCUUUCUGGAUAUUCUUCGGCUAUGGGAGGUAAUGUGGACUGACCUGCCAUGUAAAAAUUUCCAUCUUCUUCUCUGUUGUGCUGUUCUUGAAUCAGAAAAGCAGCAAAUAAUGGAAAAACAUUAUGGCUUCAAUGAAAUACUUAAGCAUAUCAAUGAGUUGUCCAUGAAAAUUGAUGUGGAAGAUGUCCUGUGCAAGGCAGAAGCAAUUUCUCUACAGAUGGUAAAAUGCAAGGAAUUGCCACAAGCUGUUUGUGAGAUCCUGGGGCUUCAAGAGAGUGAAGUUACAACCCCCGAUUCCGACACUGGUGAAGAUGAAAGUGUUGGCAUGACUUGCCCUGCCACUGCAUUUCAAAGUAACAACUUGCCCACUCUUGCUGCCAGUGGAGCCAGAGAUGACAGCCCAACAGUGAUAGCAGUGUCCCCAAAUGUUAGCAGAUUAACACCUGCAUGAUCAUUUGUUUUGCUUUUUUUUUUUUUGAAAAGACAGUUUAUUGAAACAUUUUUUCAAGUACUUGAAAGGUGGACAUUUAAAAUCUUUGUAUUGAUCAUGCUUUAAGGUUGUUGGAAAGAAAAUGUACUGAUGUUCUUGCAUUAAAGCUUUACAAAGUUUUAAACUAAUUAUUUUUGUAGUUACUUCUACCAAAUAGCCUUUCCUUUUAAAUAACAUUCCUUAGUAUUUUUAUAGCCAAGUACAUUUUAUUUUCUUGCUGAUGAACUGGAAUUGGGUAAAUACUACAAGUGGAUGAGUUGGAAAUUAUGCACUUUGAAAAAAUUCACUUUGUUUACUGUUAAAUUUAGUGGUUUUUGGAUUUGAUUAAAUUAAAUGUCAAACUUUCAUAUAGGAUUCUAAGCUGAGAAGUAGGUUGUUACCUAGUGAUGAAAUUUUUAAAAAUGAGUUUGCUUUUUUUUCUAUUGUUUACAACAAAGUGCUCAGCUUAAAUAUUUAUGCAGAUUGAAUGUGAUUUAAAUUGGACAUUUUCAUCAGUGCAAUUUAAUGUGUAGAUAAAGAACUAUUUUGACCAUAAUAAGUGGAUUGGCAGUAUCUUUUUUUUACAUUGAACAUUUCUUCACUUGUAUAUAAAGACUAUAAGUAUUAUUUAUGAGUAUAAGAAAUAAUAGGCAUAUUUUCUUUAAAGAAACUUGACUAUUGAUUUAUAUAACCUGAUUCAAUGAAAUUAGUACAUGGCUUCAAUAUGAAAUUUUUUUCAAAACUAUUUUCUUAAGAUUUAUUUCAUGAGAAUGCAUUCAAACCUGUACCUGUUGUAAUUUUAAAAUUAAUUGCUUGUAACUUUACUAAUAAUGUUUAUUAUCUUUCCUAAUGCACUAACUGAUUAAUCAGGUCUUUAAAUUUUUAUAAAAAUACUCUUUGAAAAAAGCUUAUGUUAAAUAUUUCAAGAUAUUAUCGUGAGUCUUGAUACUUUUUUGUAUAUGAAUGAAGCUGGUGUUUUUACCAUGCAGUAUUGCAUGAUUUUAAGUUAUAUGGAAUUACCAUAACUGAUUCCAUUUUAAUUGUAAUUUGUUAACUCUGUACAUAUCAUUAAAGUAAAUUUGAAGUCGAA